AUGCAGAUCGGAUACCGGCGUCACCUGGAACGCAAUGAUAUCUGGACAGUGUCAGACGCAAGGCUGAUGGAUACGCUCCAGCCCAGUCUUGACACCGCUUUUCGAAAACGAGUAUUGGCUCGCAAUCGCCUUCCUCUCCUAUGGGCGCUCUACGACGUCUUCAAGUUUGACUUUUGGCUCGGCGCUAUCAGCCAAUUCGUCGUGUCGACUCUACAAGUGAUGACUCCUUUCACGCUGCGAUUCCUUAUUGAGUGGGUUCAGCAUGCCUACCCCGACGGACACGACACACGCGGCUCUAAGCCGGUAGCAGUUGGCAUAGGAUAUGUUAUCGGUAUCGUAAUCUUGCAAAUGCUUCAGACUUUCGCCUCGAGUCAGUUUUACUAUCGGGGCAUGUUACUCGGUGGACAGACACGCAGUGCUUUGAUAGCCAUGGCGUUUAAUAAGUCACUGAAACUGUCCAAUAGAGCCAAGGCUGGAGGUCAAACAGGGAGUGAGGGCGCGAGUCCAUACGAUGACAUUCCCUGUCGGGUAGAUGAGAAAGGCUGGUCUAACGGACGUGUGAUGAGCCUGGUCUCCAACGACACCGCUCGCAUUGAGCAGGCGUUGGCAGCUUUCCACCUUUCAUGGCUUUCCCUCUAUCAGCUCAUAUUAACAGUCGCACUCUUGGUUUACAACCUGGGCUGGACAGCUCUUCCAGGAGCAGCCACUCUCAUCUUUGGUCUCGCCGCAGUGACAUACGCGACGAGACCGCUGGUGGCAAGCCGGAACCGCAUCAACAUAGUCACUGACCAGAGAGUCACACUUACGCAAGAGAUCCUCCAGAGUAUUCGUUUCGUAAAGUACUUUGGCUGGGAGGGAUUCUUUCAAAGCCGAUUGGGAAACAUCAGAGCGUCUGAAACCCGAGCCUUGCGCAUCAUGCACCUGAUCAGGUGCGCUGUAGGAACCCUCGCUCAGUUUUUGCCUGUACUCGCCAUCAUGAUCACGUUCAUUGUGUACGCGGUGGUGAAUGGCAGCCUUGAUCCAGCGGUUGUCUUCUCAUCCUUGGCGAUGCUGUACCUACUGCGUGUUCCGACCAACUGGCUGCCCGUAUCCUUGAGCCUUGCUGCUGAUGCAGUCCAAUCGAUCAAGAGGAUCGAGGACUUCUUACUUGCUGAAGAAGUACAAGCGCAUACCGUUCCAGACGCCAGCCUUGCUCCAGCUGUCAAACUCAGCAAUGCAUCUUUCACGUGGGAGAGCCCACCAGCAAACGAGGAGGGUGAGGCUAAAGAGAACAAAAACCGGCUGUCGAGAGCUAUAAGAAGGCAUCGAGCAGGGCAUGAAAAGAAGGGAGUCGAAACUUCAGAUACAGAAGUCCGCCCAGUCCGGGAUAGCGACGUGCCGUUCUCGCUGAACGAUAUUUCCUUAGAAUGUGAGAGAGGCGAGCUCAUCGGCAUCAUCGGAAGCGUUGGAUCCGGCAAGACGUCCCUUCUUAGCGCUCUCGCGGGAGAUAUGAGGCAGACGGGUGGCAUUUUGCAGUUUGCCGCUGACAGGGCGUACUGCCCACAGUAUGCUUGGAUCCAAAACGCUAGCGUGCGAGACAACAUCACCUUUGGGAAGCCUUUCGAUCAGAAGCUUUACUCUGAUGUGGUACAAGCCUGUGCUUUAUUACCAGAUUUUGAACUCCUUCCACAUGGUGAUAUGACAGAAAUUGGUGAGAGAGGAGUAACCCUGUCAGGGGGUCAAAAGCAACGCAUCAACAUCGCCCGCGCGAUAUACUCUGACGCUGGAAUCGUAAUACUCGACGAUCCGCUUUCAGCUGUUGAUGCGCAUGUAGGUACACAUAUAUUUAACGAGGCCAUCUGCGGUUUGCUCAAGGAUAAAUGCUGCUUCCUAGCAACACACCACUUGCAUCUACUAUCCCGGCUUGACAGGAUCAUCUGGAUGGUCGACGGACAUAUCGAGGCUAUAGGCACCUAUGAGGAAUUGAUGAAAUCUCACCCUGCCUUCGCCAGCCUGGUCGCCGUUGGAGGACAUCAGCAAAAGGAGGCCGAUAGCACUGAAGACAAGAAGGGUGAUUCCGUGGGCCCCAACAACACAACGACGAAAGCCGAAGUUUUGAUGCAGGAAGAGGCCAAGAUUGUUGAUAGCGUUCCCUUCUCUGUAUAUGUUUCGUGGUUGCGGGCUUCUGGAUCGCUGUGGAAUGGCCUUGCAAUGGUGGUUGGACAGCUCCUUUUCCGAGCCUCAAGCAUUUUGGGAGGCUUGUGGCUUUCGUGGUGGGUGGACAACAAGUACGGCCUUACCCGCGGUCAGAAUAUCGGUAUAUACGCUGGCCUGAGUCUCGCUCAAUGCGUACUAGUGUUCUCGUCUUCUCUCAUCACCUGCUUGACUCUUAGGGCCCCCAUGUCUUUCUUCGACACGACCCCUCUUGGUCGUAUCAUAUAUCGCUUCACAAGAGACAUUGAUGCUCUGGAUAACAACCUAGUCGUAGCUGUUCAGCAACUGCUAAUCAACGUAGCAGCGCUUUUAGGCUCCUAUGUUCUUAUAGUUGCCUACUUCUACUACUUUGCCAUCGCCCUGGUGUUUGGCGCGACAGCACUCUGGUGGUGUAUCUCCUACUACAGGAGCAGUGCGCGAGAGCUGAGGCGACACCAACUGAUACUCGACGGCGUGGUCUUUGCUCGUCUUAAUGAAGCUCUUAUUGGGGCUGCUUGUAUUCGCGCCUAUGAUCGGGAGCUUCAGUUCGUCAAAUUGGUCCAUGAAGCCAUCGAUGACAUGGACAGUGCCAACUUUCUGACGUUCGCCAGCCACAAUUGGCUGUCUGUUCGGCUUGACAACAUUGGCAUCUUGCUGAACUUGGUCACUGGCGUUCUCGUGGUCACCAACGCACUACCUGUUGCUCUCAGCAUCUCGGGUUUGUUGCUGACUUACAGCAUGUCCAUGGUUGGCAUGAUGCAGGUCGUGGUGAAGUAUCUGAUCGAGGUCAAUAAUUCCAUGUCGAAUACAGAACGCUUAUUCCAGUACACAAACUCUCUGCACCAGGAAGCUCCCCUCGACGGCGCCAGCGUGCGUCCUUCUUGGCCGGAGCACGGAGCCAUAGAGUACGAGGCUGUGCAGAUGCGCUACCGUCCUGGUCUUCCACUGGUGGUCGACAACUUUUGCCUGAGGAUUGCUGGGGGCGAGAGACUCGGGAUCGUUGGCCGCACCGGUGCUGGUAAAAGCACCAUUUUAUCAACUCUCUUCAGGCUGACAGAGAUUUCUGGCGGGCGUAUUACCAUCGAUGGUAUCGAUAUAGGCCAGAUUGGUCUUCACCGGCUCCGAAGCGCUUUGGCGAUCAUUCCACAAGAUCCUACUCUCUUCCAGGGCACUAUCCGCUCGAAUCUAGACCCUUUCAACAAACACACAGAUACUGAGCUAUGGCAUGCUCUCCGCAAGGCGCAUCUCCUCCCAGACAGCGAAAAGACAUUCGCCACGCCCGAGGGAGAAGCCCUGACAAGCAGUGUCUUGGAGAGGGAGGAUCCAGACUCUGGAAAACCUCGAGAGACGCGCGUGACACUUGACACGGCCGUCGAAACCGAAGGCCUCAACUUCUCUCUUGGACAGCGGCAACUGAUUGCGCUUGCUCGAGCACUCCUUCGUAACACGCGUAUCGUGCUGGUGGACGAAGGGACGAGCAGUGUUGAUCCUGAGACUGAUGCACUCGUGCAAGAGACACUGGCGACUGGUCUAGAAGGGAAGACGCUGAUUGCCAUUGCGCAUCGCCUUCGUACUGUGAUUCAGUACGACCGAGUGUGUGUUAUGGAUAAGGGUAGGAUUGUUGAGCUGGGGCCGCCGUUGGAGUUAUGGGAGCAAGGGGGCAUUUUCAGGGCUAUGUGUGAUAGCAAUGGCAUUACGCGGGAGAUGUUCACGAGUGUCUAG
Messenger RNA from Fusarium tjaetaba, 3894 nucleotides. RefSeq names its product ABC transporter. Gene Ontology annotation, cellular component: membrane. Bases 1 to 3894 code for a protein of 1297 amino acids. Lineage: Eukaryota; Fungi; Ascomycota; Sordariomycetes; Hypocreales; Nectriaceae. The transcript has 5 exons. Gene Ontology annotation, biological process: transmembrane transport. Gene Ontology annotation, molecular function: ABC-type transporter activity; ATP hydrolysis activity; ATP binding. The record is from RefSeq and is a predicted model, not a curated record.